Messenger RNA from Rotaria sp. Silwood2, 1758 nucleotides. NCBI's taxonomy places the organism in Eukaryota, Metazoa, Rotifera, Eurotatoria, Philodinida, Philodinidae. The record is from the annotation of a GenBank genome assembly.
AUGUCUGACAGUGAAGAUUCUCCAUUAGCGAAACGACAUAAAUCAGAAAUAACAAGUGAUCUUGAAAUAUCACCAAUACUGUUAGAUCCAUAUCAAGAAAAUUCAAUUCAAGAUACAAAAAUUUUUAAUGAUCCUAUUCAUGGUUCAAUCGAAUUACAUUGGUUACUUGUUAAAUUAAUUGAUACACCAGAAUUUCAAAGACUUCGACGUCUUAAACAACUUGGAGCAUCAUAUUAUGUAUUUCCUGGUGCAUGUCAUCAACGAUUUGAACAUUCACUUGGAACAUGUUAUCUUGCUGGGGAAUUAUUGAUGCAUCUUCGUCAAAAACAACCGGAAUUGAAUAUAACAGAUAAAGAUACUUUAUGUGUUCAAAUGGCUGCUCUUUGUCAUGAUCUUGGUCAUGGCCCAUUUUCUCAUAUGUUCGAAGAUGUUAUUGCAGAAAUUCGACCACAAUUACGUUGGAAACAUGAAUAUGCUUCAGUUCAAAUGUUUAAUUAUAUGAUUGAAAAAAAUAAUUUAAAGCCAUUUUUUGAACAAGUUGGUCUCAAUGAGAUCGAUAUUAUUUUUGUAAAUGAACUUAUUUUCAGUGAAUUAAAUGAACAAGAAAGUAAUCAGAUUUGGCCAUACAAAGGUCGAGAUAUAAGCAAAUCAUUUCUUUACGAGAUUGUAUCUAACAAAUUAACUGGUAUUGAUGUUGAUAAAUUUGAUUAUUUUGCACGUGAUUCAUAUUAUUUGGGAACGAAAAUCUCAUUUGAACAUAUGCGUUUUAUUAAAUUCUAUCGAGUAAUUAAAGUUCAUAAUGGUAGACGUCAUUUAUGUUUACGUGAUAAAGAAGUUAAAGCUUGUUAUGAAAUUUAUCGAAUUCGUGAUGAUCUUCAUCGACGUGCCUAUCAACAUCCGGUUGUCAAAGGAAUUGAAUUAAUUGCCACAUCGAAAGAAANUUUAUGUUUACGUGAUAAAGAAGUUAAAGCUUGUUAUGAUAUUUAUCGAAUUCGUGAUGAUCUUCAUCGACGUGCUUAUCAACAUCCAGUUGUCAAAGGAAUUGAAUUAAUGUUUAAAGAAGCAUUAAUUGCCGCUAAUGAUUAUUUACUCUUUUCCAAUGCAGCAGGACGAUGUGAUACUCGUCUUGCUCAAACCGUUGAUGAUAUGUAUACAUUCAGUCAAGUUGAUGAUCAUAUAAUAACAUUAAUAAAACAUUCACAUCAUCCAAAUAUGUCUAAAGCAAAAGAAAUCAUUAGAAAAAUUGAACGUCGAGAAAUUUAUCGAUAUCUUGGAAAUACACAUGUUAAAUUUACCACGGAUUUAAAACAGAAACCAAGCAAGAAUACUUGUCAAGAUAUUAUCAAAUAUUGUCAAUUUGAUGGAAGUAUAUUGAAUAUUACACCAAAUGAUCUUGUUAUACAGACAGUUGAAUUAACGUGUGGUGAUCGAGGUGAGGAUCCAAUUCAAAAUAUGUGGUUUUAUACAAAAAUUUGUCCGAACACAGCAACAAAGAUAUUAAAAGAACAGGUUUCUACACUUUUACCACAAACAUUUCGUGAACAUGAUAUUCGUCUUUAUUGUAAAAUUCGUGAUCAAACUGAUUGUUCAAUUGUUCGUUGUGGUUUUAAAGAAUAUUGCAUUGCAAAAGGAUAUCCAAUACCCAAGGGUAGUGAUCAAUGGAUAUUGGUGUUAUCAAACAAUGAACAAAGACUUACAUCAUCAUCGAAUAUUGUUGAUGCACAACAUUUUAAUUUGAAAAAAAAUAUUACAUUAUAG